AUGUACUCGGAAAAGACAGCGCAUCGGGGCCUGGCUGGGUCAUCCCAGCCGUCGGUCCGGUCAUUCACAACACCGACAAGCUCGCGCUGGGCCGCCAUCAACACACGAAAUGCUCUGAACCCACCCAGUGCAUACAAUCCACCGAGCACGCUGCAGGGGCGAGGUACUGGCAGCGGCGUUGGCAGCGGCCGCGCAUCCGGCACCAUCAGCCGUCCAGGUGGUACUGACCAGCGCCCGCCCUUCCCUAUCGGCCCGGAUGAGAAUCGUGGUGUUGUGUGCGCUGUCUGCGACUCCAACAAUGUCAACCGCGCUGUCGGGCUCGCGUUUGUCAACGUCCCCAUUGCCGAGGCAGUGCUCACUACCGUGGCUGAUACACAGUACUACCAAGGAACUAUCCACAAAAUCCAAAUGAUGGAAGUCUCUCGCAUUCUGAUGCAGCCGACGCAGGCGUCCUCCGUCCAGUCGGGACUGGCUUUGCGGCCACACAUUGAAGAAGAGCUGCGUGGCCUGCCUAUUGUCGAGAGGGCCAAACCUGCCUGGUCUGCUGACGACGGGAUGCUCGCUCUCCAGCGGGUGGCCUUUACUGAAGAUCUUCCUUCUCUCGAAGUUGCUGUCAAGGACAACUUCCACCUGCUUUGCGCCUUUUCAGCGGCGAUGAAAUUUCUCACGGACGACAUGGGAAUCGACUUUGAUGACCACUCUGUGCGCAUCAAAUACCAGCCUCCUAGUGAUGCCAUGAUGAUAAGUCUGCCAACGAUUCGGUCCCUGGAACUAAUCCAGAAUGCCAUCAAUAGCCGCUCAAAAGACUGCCUGUAUGGCCUCCUGAACCGUACGACGACGCCAAUGGGGUCGCGAGUCCUACGAAGUAACAUUCUGCAGCCAUCAACACUUGCAGCCGUUCUAAACCCGCGUUACGAGGCUGUGGGAGAGCUGGCGCACAAGGACGGUCUGCUUGACAAAGUUGUAGAAGACGGCUCCAUAUACGAAUCUGAGCAGGCGAUCAACAACAUCCUCAAGCUCAAGGCAUUCUUGACAGCCAUACCCCAAGUCUUCGAGUCUCUCUCCGACGUCUCAUGCGAUCUACUGCUGGAAAUACGCAGCAAUUGUCUUCCAGCUCGAGCAGACAGAAUCCUGGGGAUUAUUGGGGACACAAUCGACCGGGACGCCGCAUAUGCUACCAAGCCACUGGAGUUACGAAACCAAAGGGUUCAUACAGUCAAGCCUGAGAUCUCGGUCAGUCUUGACAUUCAAAGAAAACUCUAUGAAGACUUUAGCAGAAAGAUUCACGAUUACGUGAAUGAUCUGGAGGACGAGAUUCGUGUCAAAGUUGCGCUCAAAUACACAGCUACAAGAAAAUUCUACCUUAAAGUCAACGCAAAGGACUUUGGCCCGCAAGGUCCACCGCCUGUGUUGGUGAAUACCAAACCGGUCAAGGGUGCUAUCGAGUGUCAGACACUGAAGCUCAUAGGUUACAAUGAGCGCAUAAACGAGGCUGUUCAUAGAGCCAUAGUCGAGAGUGACGAGGUCAUCAAAAGCCUGCUCUCCCAGAUCCGACCGCGAGUCUCAACGCUCUUCAAAUACUGCGAAUGCAUUGCGCUUCUCGACCUCCUGGCUUCCUUCGCGACGUCCACUAGGACGUACACAUACAAGCGGCCAUUGAUUCACACCGAUUCAUACGCUCUUGUUGGUGGUCGGCAUCCGAUUCUGGACUCGCGCGGCCACAAUAAAUGCAUCCCCAACGACUAUUUUGUCACCGAAGAGACCCGCUUUCAGAUCAUUACGGGCCAAAACAUGAGCGGCAAGAGCACAUAUAUACGGUCCAUCGCAAUGCUGCAAAUCAUGGCUCAAAUUGGCUGCUACAUUCCCGCCGAAUCUAACCAGUCGACCUUCUCGAUCGAGAUGCGAGAAAUGGCAUUCAUUCUCAGAAACGUCAACAACAAGAGUUUGGUGAUUGUCGACGAGCUGGGACGCUCCACCAGUACGCAAGAUGGGUUAGCCAUUGCAGCAGCUAUGUCCGAAGCACUUCUUCAGAGCAAUGCAACUGUGUACUUUGCUACGCAUUUUUCCGAGCUGGCCAAGGCGCUGGCGAUCAACAUUGGGGUCGUGAACCGCCACUUGAGAACAGUGACCGAAUACUCAGAGUCGGCUACCCAUGUUCCCGUCAUGAACAUGCUAUACCGCGUGGCCGAGGGACCUGAGCCAGAGGUGAGCUACGGCAUCGCUUUGGCUAAAGCAGUGGGCUUCCCAGCGACGUUUAUUGCCCAUGCCGAGAAAGUAGCCGCCGAGCUACGUGCGGAGGCACAGGCUAGCAAGCGUGACCGGCAAGAGAUGGAAGAGGCCAAGCGGCGCAAGCUCGUGGCGAAUCUCGUUCGACAACUAAAGCUUGCAUACGUGAGCGACGCCGGUGACGAAGAGCUCGCGGAGUAUCUGACGCAGAUCUACGACGACUUCUGUGCUAGGAUGAUUGGCUCAAUCGAUGACGAAGAUGCAAUCGUCGAGGAGGACGGUAACGAGAAUGAAUGCGACGACGACGGAGACGGAGAGCAUAAUGGGGCAGAGGAAAACAUGGCAAGAGUGGCCCGCAAGGGACAAUAUGCAGUCAGGAAACCCAGCGAUUUGGGCUUGUUUGGCGGCGGCACUGACGACGAUGUUGACGAUGUUGACGAUGUUGACGAUGACUACGAUGACUUAUACCGGCCGGGAAGCGCUGCCAACGCCAUUGUGAUUGAAGAUGACGAGGAAUUUGAUGAAGACCACAUGAGCGAUAUGGAGGACAUUGGGAACGACUCUGACGAAGAAAUGUACUAA
Molecule: messenger RNA, 2808 nt
Organism: Sporothrix brasiliensis 5110
Lineage: Eukaryota; Fungi; Ascomycota; Sordariomycetes; Ophiostomatales; Ophiostomataceae
Exons: 8
Coding region: 1-2808 (935 amino acids)
Biological process (GO): mismatch repair; reciprocal meiotic recombination
Cellular component (GO): nucleus
Molecular function (GO): mismatched DNA binding; ATP-dependent DNA damage sensor activity; ATP binding
Source: RefSeq, a predicted model, not a curated record